UCUCGGCCUACAUCAUUGCUUUUUCCGCGGCGAGACAUACCGCUGAUUCCAUCGUUCCUGGAUGGCAUCCUCGUACUCCCCCAAUGGCAUGACCGAGGUCAUCGUCACCGGGCGCAACUCGUUGAAUGGUCGGGCCACCUCGUCCACAUCGACGUCGUCGUCGACAACUCACUACCUGCGCCGAGCACGCAAUUCCCACUCUGGAGUGGGCCACGACGUCGGGAUCGUAUCCACUGCUGGUUUCACCUACGACAGCAUCCUUGUCAUGGACAAGGUUGUUGUGAGCCACGGCACGGUGUACUACCUCUUGCAUGUGGCGUCGCAAGCGUACCCACUCGAGUCGUACACAAUUCGGCGCAGGUACAACGACUUCAAAACGUUCCACGCCGCUCUAUCUCGACACAUGACCCCCGAGCCAUUCUCGCUCUUCAAGAAUGGCCAGAACUCGACCCACUCACCGGCCAACUCGAUUGACGAAGACCGUGCGUUUUCGUUUUCGCCGUCGUCGCAUGGGCCGUGGCAAUAUCUUCCCACCGACCUCGCCUCGAUCGACAAGGAUGCGGCAGCGACAGAGACAGCUGCUUCUUCGUCUGUCGCUCCAGACGUGGACGACGACGGUGUUGUGUACUUGCCGCACAUGCCUCACGGCGGACUUUUGACCAUCAUGACGUCCAAGGAAUCGCUUGUCCGCAGCCGCAUCGCACAAUUCAAUCGCAUCCUGCAAGCCGCGCUCGACCACGCAUCGCUCGCUGUGGCGGAUGCAUUGAAAAACUUCAUCAAGGAAGCGCCCGGUGGACACGGGAGUCGCCCCGGUUCGUUUGUCGACCCGACGUCGCUGCCCUUGACGUCUGGUCCUCGCCGAAGCACCACGGCGUCUCCUCCGACGUCGUCACAGUACGUGUCGUUGCGCGAUUAUGUCGUUCCCGAGCUGUGCGUGAAACUCGAGCGCGAAGCUCGGCGGCGGACCGCGUCCACGAGUCGCUCGCGUGCGACAACAGACGACCUCUUGUUUAUCAGCCGAGACAGCACCGCAUCCACGACGUCUGGAACAACGCCCGCGUGUGUUGCAUAGCGAAUCGCUUUCACUAACUUAGAUAUAUAUAUAUUUGGUCGAGGCCAUGCGCGAUGCUGUCCCGACCAUCCUGGUUCCACAGUCGGUGGGUGCAG
Aphanomyces invadans is the source of this 1167-nucleotide messenger RNA. RefSeq lists its product as hypothetical. The transcript has a single exon. The record is from RefSeq and is a predicted model, not a curated record. NCBI's taxonomy places the organism in Eukaryota, Oomycota, Saprolegniomycetes, Saprolegniales, Verrucalvaceae. Bases 62 to 1072 code for a protein of 336 amino acids. Gene Ontology annotation, molecular function: phosphatidylinositol binding.